Molecule: messenger RNA, 1519 nt
Organism: Cajanus cajan (pigeon pea)
Lineage: Eukaryota; Viridiplantae; Streptophyta; Magnoliopsida; Fabales; Fabaceae
Source: RefSeq, a predicted model, not a curated record
GGAGAACUCCCAAAUUGUUGGAAAUCAGUAGAGUCAUUACUGAUUCUCGAUUUAAGCAACAAUAAAUUGUCAGGGAAGAUUCCUAUGUCCAUGGGCACCCUUGUUAAAUUGAAAGCUUUGGUUUUAGCAAAUAAUAACUUAACGGGUGAAUUGCCUAGUACUUUGAAGAAUUGUAGCAAUUUAAUUAUGCUGGAUGUGGGUGAAAAUAUGUUAUCUGGUCCAAUACCACCAUGGAUAGGAGAAAGUAUGCAGCUAUUGAUAAUCUUGAACAUGCGAGGAAAUCACUUCUCUGGAAAUCUUCCUAUUCAUCUUUGUUAUUUGAAACAUAUUCAAUUGUUGGAUCUUUCAAGGAAUUACAUGUCGGGAGGAAUUCCAACAUGCUUAAAGAAUUUUACCGCAAUGGCUGAAAAUAGCAUCAACAGAAGUGACACUAUGCAACGUGUACAUUGGAUCAAUAGUAGUUACUUUGAAGUUUAUGGUCGUGUGAGUUUGGAUGAUUAUACGUUUGAGAUAACAUGGAUGUGGAAAGGUGUGGAACAGGGGUUCAGAAAUCCUGAAUUGAAUCUUAAGAGCAUUGAUCUGUCAUGCAAUAAUUUAACAGGUGAAAUACCAAAAGAGGUGGGACACUUACUUGGGUUAGUUUCUUUGAACUUAGCAAGAAACAAUUUGAGUGGAGAAAUACCUUCAGAGAUUGGGAAUUUAAGUUCACUAGAUUACCUUGACUUGUCAAGAAAUCAUUUCAGUGGGAGAAUUCCUUCUUCUCUUUCUCAAAUUGAUGGUCUAGGCAAACUAGACUUGUCUCACAACUCUCUUUCUGGAAGAAUCCCAACGGGAAGAGAUUUUGAAACCUAUGAUGCCUCUAGUUUUGAAGGAAAUGUUGAUCUUUGUGGUGAACAAAUUAACAAAACUUGUCCUGGAGAUGGAGAUCGGACAACAACAAUGAAACCUGAAGAAGAAGCAGAGAAAGGUGAAGAUUCAGAUUUCUAUGAGGCAUUAUACAUGAGCAUGGGUGUAGGGUACUUCACUGGAUUUUGGGGCUUAUUUGGGCCAAUACUUGUUUGGCGUCCUUGGAGGAAUGCUUAUCUCAUGUUCUUGAAUAGAUUCAUUGGUUACAUGUAUGUGUGGUUAAGGACCUUAUGGUGAAUGUCGCAAAGUGUUGCUGCUAUCUCGAAGGUUGUUUACUGCAGAGGUGCUGCACUCUUCUGAUCUGGGAUGAAAGCUUUGCUGGUUGCUACAAGUGCAAGAUAUUUAUUUAGUAUUAGAGUUUAAGAUAUGUUGUAUUUAAUUAAGUAAAAAAUUGUGAAAUUUAAUUUGCAGAAACUUACUAUGAUGUGAUUGUGAUAUCUAAAAUUUGAUCCUUUAUAUUACAUCUUCAAAAAUAACUAGCUUUUACAUUUAAGAUCUUUAAACCAAAUUCGUUCAAUUUAAAGAAUCAAGCUACCCCAUUUGUUACUAGUCUUUCAGUAGUUUUGCAUAUGCUGCGUUAGAAACUUGUUCAUACACUUCUGCUUCAUCAAAA